Messenger RNA from Closterium sp. NIES-65, 435 nucleotides. Lineage: Eukaryota; Viridiplantae; Streptophyta; Zygnematophyceae; Desmidiales; Closteriaceae. The record is from the annotation of a GenBank genome assembly.
AUGGCCUCCAUUGCUGCUGUCUCUGCGUCUCUGUCGUCAGUGCAAAUCGCCAGCAAGGCGACCGUUAGGGCUAGCGUUGCUUCCAGGGGCAUUGCGACUGAGCUGACGUGCGCGCGGGGGUUCGGAUGCGAGAGUGUCCACGUGUCCGCUUGCGGUUCUGAGUUUGCGCGUGGCGAUGCGCUGUUCGGCGGCUGCGCACAGGAAAUCGAGCAAAACAGCAGCCUUGUAGUCAUGGCAGUGCCGAAGAAGAGGACCUCUCGGACUAAGACCAAGGUCCGCCGGGCUGUGUGGAAGGCUCAGGCUCGGGACGAGGCUCUCAAGGCUCUGUCCCUUGCCAAGUCAGUGCUUACAGGCCGCUCUAAGAGCUUCAUCUAUGUGCAAAACGAGAAGAAGAAUGCUGCUGAGGAAGGCACUGAUGAGGCUGCCUCUGAGUAG